Messenger RNA from Ailuropoda melanoleuca (giant panda), 865 nucleotides. RefSeq names its product coordinator of PRMT5 and differentiation stimulator (gene COPRS). NCBI's taxonomy places the organism in Eukaryota, Metazoa, Chordata, Mammalia, Carnivora, Ursidae. The transcript is spliced from 4 exons. Gene Ontology annotation, cellular component: nucleus. Gene Ontology annotation, molecular function: histone binding. The record is from RefSeq and is a predicted model, not a curated record. Bases 8 to 589 code for a protein of 193 amino acids.
CGUGGGGAUGCGAGCGGGGCGGGAGGGCGGGCUGGCCGCCUCGGGGGCGCCUCUGCGUACUUGCCGAAUGGGAAGCGAUGCUGACGACCGAGAGUUGGGGGCCACUGCCGGGGGCCUGGGCCGGGGCCAGGCCAGCUUUGCCCCCACUGACCCCUCCGGGCAAGAGAGAGAGACCGAGAAGGCCAUGGAUCGGCUAGCCAGUGGAGCACAGAGUGUCCCUAAUGGUGGUCCUACCCAUGGUGAGGGUACCCACUCGGAAGACGAAGGCUUUGCUGUGGAUGAUGAGGAUUCUGAUGGGGACCUGAAUACCUGGGAGCUGUCAGAAGGGGUGUCCGACUGUCCGCCCAAGGAACAGGCUGCUGAUCUUUUUAACGAGGACUGGGACUUGGAGUUGAAGGCAGAUCAAGGGAAUCCAUAUGAUGCCGAUGACAUCCAGGGUUGCAUUUUUCAAGAGGUCAAACCUUGGGUGUGCUGUGCCCCGCAAGGAGACAUGAUCUAUGACCCCAGUUGGCACCAUCCACCUCCGCUGAUAACCUAUUAUUCCAAGAUGGUCUUCGAAACAGGACAGUUUGAUGAUGCUGAAGAUUGAGUCUGUAGCUUUUUGCCUGGUGGGUGGGCAUACCCUCCAGAUAGAGGUCUCUCUUCCUUUCAUUGAGGUGAGAGGUCACAUUUGAGGACACAUUUCCAGCGAUCCCCGAGUUGGGCACGCAGACUGGUGUUAACAGAGGUCCUGAUGUUCUCCAGUUCUGUUGUUGUUGUUGUUGUUGUUGUUGUUUUUAAUGAGCUUCUCCUUGGGACAUGUGAGUGUUUGUGUCUGUGUCAGGAGGAGUUGUGUUCUUUAUAAAUAAAGGUAGAAAAAAUUUGA